Messenger RNA from Peronospora belbahrii, 837 nucleotides. The record is from the annotation of a GenBank genome assembly. NCBI's taxonomy places the organism in Eukaryota, Oomycota, Peronosporomycetes, Peronosporales, Peronosporaceae.
AUGGAGUAUGCGAGUAUGCGUGAAGUAAAUACGUCCACACCUAUGGGCUUCUGGGGACCACCUACCUCUACCAUUGACUGGUGCGAAUCCAACUACACAUACAGCUACUAUAUCGCCGAGUUCUGGAACACCGUUAGCAACUUGCUCUUCGUCUUACUAGGUCUCUAUGGUCUCUAUCGCAGUAUCAAGAUGGGAUUUGAGCCCCGUUUCCAUCUACAAUUCAUCGGUGUGAUGGUUACAGGCUUUGGGUCUGCCAUGUUCCAUGGUACACUGCAGCACGUGUAUCAGCAAUGUGAUGAGACGCCCAUGGUCUGGUCCAUCUUAGCAUGGAUCUACAUUGUCUACAACAACGAGAUCGAGCAGAUCCCUAUCAAGAAUGCCAACAAUUAUGUGAUUGUAUUCUUGACGACAAUUGGUGUCAUGUUUACGGCAGUGCACGCUAUCUACCGGUUCACGACGGUCUUCCAGCUCUUCUUUGGUAUCUUGGCAGUGCUUGGAGCCGGACGACUUUGCGUACAUUACGCUGAGGUGAAAGACCCGAGAGCUCGUGCUGUAGCAAGAUCCUAUGUGACGUCAAGUCUCAUCGGCUUCGCGUUCUGGCUCAUGGACUAUCACUUCUGCCACACUGUUCGUGGACUACCCUUGAAUCCACAAGGCCAUGCCUGGUGGCAUAUCUUCAUGGGCAUUUCGACUUACCAUGGGCCAAUUUUCAUGCAAUAUGUGCGGGUGGAACAGCUCAAGAAGAAGGCGUACAUCCAAGACACAUUCGUUGGUAUUCAGACCAUUAUUGUGGAUGGCGAUGGCUUUGGUUGCUCAAAGAAUUCCAAACAGCUUUAA